GGCUUCUGACUGGCCGUGGGGUGCAGGCGGCCCGCUGGGGCGGGAAGGGAGAAACUAGGCGUGGAACUUGGGGGAGGGGUGGGGGGGCGGUCUACCAGUGGAUGCCGAGCGCUGAUGGGGAUUGGCAUGGCUGGCACCGCCCCCCUUUUGUCCCAAACCUCUCUUCCUGCGGGUCCCCCCAACCCACUCCUGUUUGGGCCACCGGAACUUCCCGGUCCCGGUGAUCCUGGGACCUGGCUUUAACUCGUUUCUCCCCAGUGUGGGGCCCAGGCUGCCUCAAACCAAACAGAAAAGCCUCUCCCCUCCAACAUGGUUCUGGGGCUGCCGGUGGGAGGCUGAGGCUGAGAUGGGGAGGGUGUCCAAUAGCGACAGCAAAAUAAAUCCCAGGGGUCCAGGAGUUCUGCCCUAAUCAGUCACUAGGAUACACCGCCCCCCCAAUCCCUGCUCUUCCAAAAGGCCAGGAAUGGGGCUGGGUGAGGUCCCUGCUCUUGGAUGAAAAAAGAGGAAGAAAUAUGGAGCUGAGAGAGGAGAAGCUGGCCUAUACGGAGGCUAUGAGUGAGUUUAGUGUGGCAGAAGAUGAAAGAACCGGACGGGAAUACGGACGAAAUUGGAGCAGGGUUUGGGCUCUCCCCCUCGCAGAUAAUGGGAGGAGCCUGACCCGAGCGAGCUCUUUCUUUUCGCUGCUGCGGCCGCAGCCAUGAGUAUGCUCAGGCUUCAGAAGAGGCUUGCCUCUAGUGUCCUCCGCUGUGGCAAGAAGAAGGUCUGGUUAGACCCCAAUGAGACCAAUGAAAUCGCCAAUGCCAACUCCCGUCAGCAGAUCCGGAAGCUCAUCAAAGAUGGGCUGAUCAUCCGCAAGCCUGUGACGGUCCAUUCCCGGGCUCGAUGCCGGAAAAACACCUUGGCCCGCCGGAAGGGCAGGCACAUGGGCAUAGGUAAGCGGAAGGGUACAGCCAAUGCCCGAAUGCCAGAGAAGGUCACAUGGAUGAGGAGAAUGAGGAUUUUGCGCCGGCUGCUCAGAAGAUACCGUGAAUCUAAGAAGAUUGAUCGCCACAUGUAUCACAGCCUGUACCUGAAGGUGAAGGGGAAUGUGUUCAAAAACAAGCGGAUUCUCAUGGAACACAUCCACAAGCUGAAGGCAGACAAGGCCCGCAAGAAGCUCCUGGCUGACCAGGCUGAGGCCCGCAGGUCUAAGACCAAGGAAGCACGCAAGCGCCGUGAAGAGCGCCUCCAGGCCAAGAAGGAGGAGAUCAUCAAGACUUUAUCCAAGGAGGAAGAGACCAAGAAAUAAAACCUCCCCCUUUGUCUGUACAUACUGGCCUCUGUGAUGACAUAGAUCAGCCAUUAAAAUGAAACAAGCCUUAA
Molecule: messenger RNA, 1362 nt
Organism: Pongo pygmaeus (Bornean orangutan)
Lineage: Eukaryota; Metazoa; Chordata; Mammalia; Primates; Hominidae
Gene: RPL19
Product: ribosomal protein L19
Exons: 7
Coding region: 698-1288 (196 amino acids)
Biological process (GO): translation
Cellular component (GO): cytosolic large ribosomal subunit; ribosome
Molecular function (GO): RNA binding; structural constituent of ribosome
Source: RefSeq, a predicted model, not a curated record